CUUCUUCUUUCAUCAAACAAGAUCAAUACAUCUUAACUUGAGUCAUUGAUUCUAAAGCUUUCUUUAUUGUUUCCAAUACUAGAAAUGGCAUUCUUGAGAAGUUUUUUUGCUACCAAGCAAAUCAUUCGCCGGUCUUUUACUACUGAAUCAUCUUCAUCAUCAUCAUCAACUUCAACUUCAACGCCUAAAGGGUUCUUUGCUGUGUACGUUGGAGAAAAUCUGAAGAAGAAGAGAUAUCUUGUUCCGGUUUACUACUUGAGCAAGCCAUCUUUCCAAGCUUUGCUUAGGAAAGCUGAAGAAGAGUUUGGUUUUGAUCAUCCCACCGGUGGUUUGAGUCUACCGUGCGACGAAGCUUUCUUCUUCACUGUCACUUCUCAAAUUCGUUGAGCCAAUACAAUAGUUAUAAGAUGUUUACAUUCUCUUAGUUUAAAGAGGGAAAUACACAUUGUAAAUAUUAUACUCUUUUAUAUACAUACUGAUGAGAAUAAUAUAUUUUG
Molecule: messenger RNA, 497 nt
Organism: Capsella rubella
Lineage: Eukaryota; Viridiplantae; Streptophyta; Magnoliopsida; Brassicales; Brassicaceae
Product: auxin-responsive protein SAUR15
Exons: 1
Coding region: 85-387 (100 amino acids)
Biological process (GO): response to auxin
Source: RefSeq, a predicted model, not a curated record